CGACCGCACUUGAGUCGGGAUGAUGAUGGCCGGCGGGAUAUCCGACGCGAAGCCCUUCUCGGAGGAGGUCCAGCAGCUCUCGAAGCUGUCAAGAGUGAGUUGGAGGAGAAACUGGGGAAGAAGCUAGACAGGUUCCAGCUGGUGUCCUACAAGACGCAGGUGGUCGCAGGAACCAAUUACUUCGCCAAGAUGGACAUCGGAGGCGAGGAACUAGUGCACAUGCGCGUGUACAGGAAUCUGCAGGGGGAGGUGUCGCUGCACUCACACCAGCACCCGAAAACCCGCGAGGAGGACAUUGAGUACUUCUGAGUCCCGGAGGAUCUCUCGGCGCUUGACCUCUUCGCUGAGGUCAUCGGGUCACCGGCGCCGACGAGGGGGAAGGAGGUGGUUGCGUUGUGCUGGCUGCUCGGCCAUUGAAAGCAGUAUCGUUGUUCCUCUGUUUGUGUUUGUACUUUUUAGCUUUCAACAUUCUAUGGAAUGCCAGUAAUAAAAUAAAAUGUGAUGUUUGUUAUACAAUAAGUACAAAGUUUUAUAAUGUACUGGAAAUUAUACUUAUUAAGCUUAGUGAUAGAUGCUUUAUAAAGUGACGAUGUAUUGCAACGCUCACUGUAAGAACACUCAAUAAAACACUUAUGAGAAGCCUGAA
Molecule: messenger RNA, 646 nt
Organism: Penaeus vannamei (Pacific white shrimp)
Lineage: Eukaryota; Metazoa; Arthropoda; Malacostraca; Decapoda; Penaeidae
Product: cystatin-A
Cellular component (GO): cytosol
Molecular function (GO): cysteine-type endopeptidase inhibitor activity
Source: RefSeq, a predicted model, not a curated record